Molecule: messenger RNA, 454 nt
Organism: Serpula lacrymans var. lacrymans S7.9
Lineage: Eukaryota; Fungi; Basidiomycota; Agaricomycetes; Boletales; Serpulaceae
Exons: 3
Coding region: 32-451 (139 amino acids)
Biological process (GO): regulation of transcription by RNA polymerase II
Cellular component (GO): core mediator complex; mediator complex
Molecular function (GO): transcription coregulator activity
Source: RefSeq, a predicted model, not a curated record
GCAAACUACCAUUUCGUUUUUGCGCAUUACCAUGAUGGCAGAAGCCACUCCAGCCAUUCCAGCCGUUGAUGCAGAGACAAGAGCCGCUAAUCGUGCAAGGUUCGAACUAGAGCUUGAAUUUGUACAGUCCCUUGCCAACCCGUACUAUCUCCACUCGCUUGCACAACAAAAUAUUCUCGACCAACCCGCCUUUAUCAACUACUUGAAUUAUCUGCAGUACUGGAAGGAGAAAGACUACGCUCGCUUUAUUCAUUAUCCCCAUGCCUUGCAUCACCUGGAGCUGCUACAACAUGCCCGGUUCAGGUCAGAGAUGAAGAAGGACGAGUGGCGGGAGUACUUGAAUCAAAAGCAAUUUGAUCACUGGCGGACAUGGCGAAAUCCACCGCCGGCCACAUCGUCUGAUACAGUUGCAGAGGACAGGCGCCAAGAACAGGAAACGAAAGGAUCUUGACUU